CGUAGGAUUGGAAUGAGGGAGUGAAUGUUCCGGGUCAGAAACUGUACGGGAGAGGAAAUUAACUCCGGGACGAGACGAAAAAGCGAGAACGCUAUCCUGGUCCACACGGAGAUGUAGUCUGUGUCUUUUACGCUACUAAGAGGGGGUAUAACAGCGGCGGCGGUCGACGUGAGACUAGGAACCAAGUGGAGAAAAACAGGUGCCUACAAACUAACCAAAGUGAGACAACGUCGGACAAUAAUUCCUAUGUUUGUCGCGACCUAACGAACGUUAGCUCGGUAACGUUACCGCGGUUUACUUUACCACAGUUGGAGUUUCGGCGUUUGCAUCACUGUGAGGUUCGCCCCGUUUUUGUUUGACGGUUAAUUUAAUCCAGGACUGUCCCGCUGUAGCAAUCUGUUGCAUCCCCCUCCUGCCCGCUGUUUGUUUAUCGCACGGGUAAGAGAUUUAUUCCCACCUCCCCCGUCAUGUUUCACUGUAUACCCCUGUGGCGGUGCAACCGUCAUGUUGAGAUGAUCGAUAAACGCCACUGCUCCCUGUUGUAUGUGCCCGAUGAGAUUUAUCGCUACGGACGGAGUUUGGAGGAGCUGUUGCUGGAUGCCAACCAACUUCGAGACUUGCCCAAGCCAUUUUUCCAGCUGGUGAAAUUAAGGAAACUUGGCCUGAGUGACAAUGAGAUCCAGAGACUUCCACCAGAGAUAGCCAACUUCAUGCAGCUGGUAGAGCUGGAUGUCUCUCGAAAUGAUAUUAUGGAAAUUCCAGAGAGUAUUUCUUACUGCAAAGACCUCCAAGUGGCAGAUUUCAGUGGAAAUCCUUUAACAAGGUUACCUGAAAGCUUUCCAGAGUUACGGAAUCUAACAUGCCUUUCCAUCAAUGAUAUUUCAUUACAAGUUCUUCCAGACAACAUUGGAAACCUUUCCAAUUUGGCAUCACUAGAACUCAGAGAAAAUCUGCUGACGUUCCUACCAGAAUCACUAUCUCUGCUUCAUAGACUUGAAGAACUCGACCUUGGCAAUAAUGAACUCUUCAGUUUGCCAGAGUCAAUAGGCUGUCUUGUCAGUUUAAAGGACUUAUGGCUGGAUGGAAACCAGCUGGCUGAAAUACCUAAAGAGAUGGGCAGUAUGAAAAGCCUGUUGUGUCUGGACGUAUCAGAAAAUAAAAUUGAGCGACUUCCAGAAGAAAUAGGUGGCCUGGUGUCUCUCACUGACCUGCUGGUGUCUCAAAAUCUCAUUGAUGCUCUACCAGAAAGCAUCGGAAAACUACGGAAACUUUCUAUACUGAAAGCUGAUCAGAAUAGGCUAACUUUUCUUCCAGAGAGCAUUGGUAACUGUGAAAGCCUUACUGAACUUGUGCUCACAGAGAACCGGCUACAGGGUUUGCCACGGAGUAUUGGGAAAUUGAAGCGACUUUCCAACUUCAACUGUGACAGAAACCAACUGAUGUUUUUACCAAAAGAGAUUGGGGGCUGCAGCGGUCUGAAUGUUUUCUGUGUACGAGAGAACAGACUGACGAGAAUACCGUCAGAGCUGUCACAAGCCACAGAGCUGCAUGUGCUCGAUGUCUCUGGAAACAGGCUCACCCAUUUACCGUUGUCGCUGACCACAUUACGACUGAAGGCCUUGUGGUUGUCUGAAAACCAGUCGCAGCCUCUCCUCACCUUCCAGACGGAUGUGGAUAUUGACACAGGCGAGAAGGUGCUCACCUGUGUGCUGCUGCCCCAACAACCAGGUGAUUCAGAGAAUAAAGGCUCUGAUAAUCUUGCCCGCUGCGGAGCCUUGGAGAGCCUGGUGAAUGACAUGGCAGAUGACACGUGGGACGACAAGGCAGUGAACAGGAUCAGUGCCAUUCACUUCCUGGAUGAAGAUGAGGAUGAGGACGAUGACAAGGGAACAUUACUUCGACGGGCCACGCCUCACCCAGGUGAGCUGAAAACAAUGAAGAAAGCGGCCGAGAACAUCCGCAAUGACCUGAACGCUGCCAAAGGCCUGGACUCCAACAAAAACGAGGUCAAUAACGCUGCAGACAGAGUGACCACGUCCGUGUGACCUUUUACCUCAGAAAUGUUUUUUACCUCCUGUGUCUCACCGUGUCGUCCUGCACAAACCCCACAGCUCCCUUUUUUUCCUUUACCUACAAACCCCGGUGUGGCCUACCCCUCCUCUGAUUAAACCCCGGGACGCCUGUAACCUUAUUCCAUCUUCAGCCCUGUGUAAAACGUGUUUGACUCAGUCUAUCAGGGCCGCUGUGCCUUCCUCUUUUUAAUUAAUGUCCACAGCAAUAAUCUGCACAGAGAUGCUCCUUUUAAAAAAAAAGAUAUUUUAAAGAUUUAUUACUUUUUUAAAUGCCUCUUUUUAAAAAUAUAUGUUAGGUAGUUGCACUAUUAUCAGUCUUUAUAAUAUGGUCAAACAUUCGUAAAUGUAUUAUAUAUUUGUUCUAUAUCUAUUUUUAAAACACUGGGUGAAUACUUCUUUUUACAUUUUGGGCAAACAUAAAAGCAGGAGUUUUUGGACCUACUGAUUAAGGAUUGUACAGUCUCUUGUGAAUAUUGAUACUUUUAUACUUUUUGGCAGCUCAGAUGUAAAUAAAAGUGUAUAGCAAAUUUCUUAAUCAGUUGCAGAUUAUUAAACUUUUUUUUUCUAGGUACUUUUUUCUUUUUCUAUUUUUUUUUUCUGUCACAGCAAUGAACAAAACACAGUCACUAAUGUCUUAUUCAGUCUAUAUAAUUGUCAUUGGGUGAAUGGAUGGCCUUCAAUCCUGUAAAACCUGUAAAACUUCUAGACUUAUUUUUAGAUAAUAAAUAGAUCUGACUAAUUGAUUUAAGUUUGGACUUAAGUACUGCACAGCAAACUUUAAUUACUCAUCUGCAGUGUAAUUAUGCUGAAAUAACAAUGCUGUCUUAUUUAUAUGUGCUGUGCUUCACUGCUUUGCAGCAUUUUUUAAAUAGAUGCCAAAAACAGCUUUUUUUUCUUUUCUUUCUUUUUUUUUUAAAGUUAUCCCUCCCUUUAACUAAGAGUACUGUAUAAUCAUUGGAGGUUUGGUGAGAGUGAGGUUCAUACCACAAGGAUGGCAUCCUUUAAAAAUGCAGUCGUUAGAAGUUCCACUUUAAUGCACUUCUCAGCGUUUCUCAAAUCCUUUUACAUGGUACAUGGUAAAUUGUAUUUUUUGUUUUUGUUUCCUUUUAAAUCGAUUGAUUGAAAAAAAUGAACCAGAGAAAUUGGUUCCAGUGUUGGUUUUAAAUGUUUUUAAUUAUUAUUAUUUUUUUUGAUCAAACUGCACAAAACAGAUCUCAAAUGGGCGCUGUGCCUUGAGAUUUUGAUGACUUUUUAACCACUGAUCAAUAAAAUGAGUGCAACACUAAA
Messenger RNA from Scatophagus argus, 3359 nucleotides. RefSeq names its product leucine rich repeat containing 1 (gene lrrc1). Gene Ontology annotation, molecular function: protein binding. The record is from RefSeq and is a predicted model, not a curated record. Gene Ontology annotation, biological process: neurotransmitter receptor transport postsynaptic membrane to endosome; neurotransmitter receptor transport, endosome to postsynaptic membrane. Gene Ontology annotation, cellular component: postsynaptic membrane; adherens junction; postsynaptic density. Lineage: Eukaryota; Metazoa; Chordata; Actinopteri; Scatophagidae. Bases 468 to 2045 code for a protein of 525 amino acids. The transcript is spliced from 14 exons.